GUUCUCCUGUAACUCUUUGGCUAUACUUGGUAUCCUGUAUCAAUCCAUCCUUCCAUCUCUUUCACUUCUGCAAGGCUUUCUGUUUUUCCAGAUAGCAGACAUGAGCUACUACAGGCACUCAGGUCCCCGCAGUUAUCUGAGCUCCACCAUGACUGAGCGCUUUGACUGCUUCUACUGCAGAGACAACCUGCAGGGCAAGAAGUACGUCAAGAAAGAUGACAAGCCUGUGUGCGUGCGCUGCUUCGACAAGCUCUGCGCAAACACUUGUGCUGAAUGCCGCAAACCCAUCGGCGCUGAUGCAAAGGAACUGAACCAUAAGAAUCGCCACUGGCACGAGGGCUGCUUCCGCUGCGCCAAGUGCUACAAGCCGUUGGCCAACGAGCCCUUUCAAGCCAAGGACGAUGGCAAAAUCAUGUGUGGGAAGUGUGGAGAUCGUGACGGAUCGCCUCGCUGCCAGGGCUGCUACAAAGUCAUCACUCCAGGAUGUAAGAAUGUGGAGUACAAGCAUAAAGUCUGGCAUGAAGAGUGCUUCACCUGCUUUGAGUGCAAGCAGCCUAUCCGCACCCAGAGCUUCCUGACCAAGGGUGAUGACAUGUACUGCACUCCCUGCCACGAGAAGAAGUUUGCCAAGCACUGCGUUCGCUGCAAAGAGGCCAUUACCAGCGGUGGACUCACCUAUCAGGACCAGCCCUGGCACUCCGAGUGCUUUGUGUGUCACACGUGCAAGAAGCCUCUGGCUGGAGCUCGCUUCACAGCCCAUGAGGAUCAGUUCUACUGUGUGGACUGUUAUAAGAGCGAUGUGGCCAAGAAGUGCUCUGGAUGUCAAAAUCCCAUUACAGGAUUUGGCAGAGGGACCAAUGUGGUGAACUACGAGGACAAAUCCUGGCAUGAAUACUGCUUUAACUGCAAGAAAUGCUCCCUCUCCAUGGCCCACAAGCGCUUCGUCAUCAACGGAGAGGACAUCUACUGCUCUGACUGCGCCAAGAAGCUGUGAGGCCUGAUGGGAUGCGAUAAGGUUGAUUAACAGAAGCAAUUAAGAUUGAUCGAAAAACUAGCGAAGCUUUGAGUGUCCAACUAGAGAGAAUCCAGUGAGGGUGUGUGUUCAUUAAUCACUGGAAGAUUAUUUUUAUAGAGUGCUCGGAGUGCUAUAUGCAGGGCUUUUAUUAUGCAAAUCAUAUGAAAUCGCAAGAUUUAAGGCUUCAGUUAGUGCAAAGCUAUGGCGAACCUGUGUGAUGUUACAGAGUAUGUAAAAUGUAACAAAUGUAAGGGUUUGAAAUGAUUUCAUGUUGCUUUGUGGGGAAAAAAACAUUGUUUGAUUGUUUUUGAAUAAUUCAAUCAACUAACAACAACUCACAAAACACAUUACACAUCAUACACACACACAAAACACAAUAAACUCAAACAACCGAGCAUGAAACAACAA
Danio rerio (zebrafish) is the source of this 1423-nucleotide messenger RNA. RefSeq names its product four and a half LIM domains 1a (gene fhl1a). Gene Ontology annotation, biological process: muscle organ development. Gene Ontology annotation, cellular component: cytoplasm. Lineage: Eukaryota; Metazoa; Chordata; Actinopteri; Cypriniformes; Danionidae. The record is from RefSeq and is marked provisional.